Molecule: messenger RNA, 2238 nt
Organism: Nannochloropsis gaditana CCMP526
Product: cobalamin synthesis protein p47k
Exons: 1
Coding region: 1-2238 (745 amino acids)
Source: RefSeq, a predicted model, not a curated record
AUGGGAAGGCUCCAGUUCGUCAAGACUAGGACCGCGGAGGAGCCUUCCCCUGACCCUCCCUAUACCGUCGAGUACGGCCUCAAGAGUCAUUGCGGGGUGUGGUACGUGGCCAGUACAAGCCCUCGCUCCCACGAAUCUUUCCUGGAGACGGCCGCUCGUGCCUUGGAAGAGGCUGUGGAAGGGGAGCAUGCGAUAGGGCGGGAAGUGGAGGAGGACGAGGAAGACACCAUAUGCGAGGGUUACCCAUGCCGUCGGUCUUUUCAACUGGCCGUGCAUCUUCCCUGUAUCACCGAGCUCCACCGCCCGAAGGAGUCUGGGGACGAAAAGACGCAUGCCUACCAUUUUUACAUCGCCCUGGCCCCCGCUCAAAUAACCGAGGCCGAAGGGCAGAAAACCACUUGCUCUCUUACCCAAGCCGCCAGCGGUAGCUGUGGCAGUGGCAACAGCAGCGACGAUGGAAGCGUUGUCUCCACACCCACCAUCGAGACAACAGCGCUGGAGACGACACAUGACGCGACGGCCCUGUUGUGGAAAUCCCGUCGGGAAGUCAAGGUCUGUCGUCAUGAGGAGCAAGGAAAACAUGCCUUUCCCCUGGUAGAUCAGGCACGAAAUUUGUUGGAAACCGGGCUUCGCACUGGAGGAGGAAUAUUGGCGGGGCCCGGAUGGGAUGCCUUGCGCGAAUUUUUCCAGGAGGGAGCUACCGACAGGGACGAAGAGAUCGCUCAGCCGGCAGGGGUGAGCGAUCCACGGAGCAUAGCAACGGUCCAGUCUUUGUUGCAGAAAAUAUCGUUACUCGAACGACCCGAGGUACUACCGGUGACGUUGUUGAGCGGCUUCCUGGGGGCAGGCAAAACGACGCUUUUAAGGCAUGUGCUCAGCCAACAAGCGGGCUGGAAAGUCGCGGUGUUGGUCAACGAUAUGAACGAAUUGAACAUUGACGCCACCUUGAUCACCCAGGACCGCCGCCGGCGGGUGGAAGUCGUAGGCAAGCCGUUGAGCGAGGAACGGAUAGUGUCCCUCUCCAACGGUUGCAUUUGUUGCACACUCCGGGAGGAUUUGCUGGCGCAGAUUGUCGAUUUGGCCCUGACAACUACGUUUGACUACCUGAUGAUCGAGAGCAGCGGGAUCUCCGAGCCCAUGGCCGUGGCUGAGACGUUUACCUUCGAAGAUGAGCACGGCCGUUCCCUCUCGAGUCUGGCCCGUUUGGACACGACGGUGACGGUGGUGGAUGCCGCGGACCUACCACGACAUUUGCAGGCGUGGGAGAAAGCCAGCACGGAGGAAGGAGGAGACCAGGCUUGCGCCCUGGGGGGAACAGGGGAGGAGAAAAGUUUGGCCGAGCUGAUGGUGGAACAAAUCGAGUUUGCGGACGUGAUCGUCCUGAACAAGGUGGAUCUGCUGGCUUCGCCGGCGGCACUAGCAUCCAAUGGUGUGGGGGGCAACCCUUCCUUGCCCAGAGGCUCGUUCCUAUGGAGCCUCCCCGUCCUGAUUUCGGCCCUGCAAAAACUCAAUCCGCGGGCCAAGAUCGUAGUGGCAGAGCAUGGCCGCGUCGAUCCGGCCCAAGUCCUGCACACACAGGCCUUCUCGAUGGAGAAAGCGCAGGCCGCCCCUGGAUGGUUGCAGACGUUGCGGGGGACGAAAAUGCCGGAAACGGACGAAUUCGGAGUGACGAGCUUCUGUUACCGCCGUCGUCGGCCUUUUCACCCGGCCCGGCUCCAUGCCUUGCUGUUUGGGGAGGGAGGCGAGGAUGUAGGGAGGGAAGGAGGGAGGGAGGGCGGGACGGAAGGCGGGCAGGCGGGUCCGGCCGAAGGACCCCUUGGUUCCCUCAUCCGUGUCAAGGGUUACCUGUGGCUGGCCACACACAUGCAACAUAUGGUGUUCUGGUCCUUGGCGGGUAGCGUGCACAGUUUCACGGCGAACGAGGAGGAAAAAUGGUUGGCCGCCAUUGACCCGGUGGAAUGGCCCGAGACCCUGACGGCAGCCGAGCUCCGGGCGCAUUGGGAGCCCGUGUGGGGGGACCGACGGCAGGAAAUCGUCUUCAUUGGGGUUCACAUGGAGCAGGCGAAGGUGGAGGAGGCCUUGGACGCGUGUUUAUUGACGGAGGAGGAAAUGACGCGCAUGACUCCGGGGGACUGGGCGGAGGUCUUUGUGGACCCUUUUGUAAGGGAGGGCACGGACGGGCGUGACGACGAGAGCGAGCUUGGGAGCGAGGGUGAGGAUGAGCUGGGGGAUGAUUGA